UUUAUACUUUUGCGCCCUGUUUUUUUGUUUUUUUUUAAGAAUAUAAAUUCAACACAUUGUUGUUAUUGUGUUGUAACGACUACAAACUGUAACACAAAAUUUUUGAAGUUUCUUCACAAACACACACAUAGAUGCGGGUAUUUCCAUGCCCAAAGGAUCUCAAAUCUAUACUUUUAGCUUGUAAAGACAGAGCAACCGUAGCUAAAGUCCAUUCUCUCAUGAUCUUAUCUGGGUUGUUUAGCCAUGGAACUUCAAAUGCCCAACUAGUAGCAUCCUAUGCUCGAAAUGGUGACAUCCCGUUGGCCCGCAAGGUGUUUGAUAAAUCGCCCAAGAGAAGGAUAGAUGCUUGGAAUGCAAUGAUCAUCGCGUAUUCGCGUAAGGAUUGCCCGGUUGAGGUUAUAAAUCUUUAUCAUCAGAUGAAUUUGGAAGGAGUUAGACCCGACAGCUCGACUUUCACGGUGGCAAUCAAGGCGUGUGCGAGCUUGUUGGAUUUGGAAAUGGGUGAAGAAAUUAGAAGCCGAGCCGUGGAAUGUGGAUAUGAGCAUGAUGUUUUUGUUGGGUGUUCUGUUUUGAAUUUGUAUGCCAAGUGUGAGAAGAUGGACAGAGCAAUGGGUGUGUUUGAUAAAAUGCCAAGAAGGGAUCUUGUUUCUUGGACAACGAUGAUCACGGGUUUUGCACAGAGUGGGGAGGCAAGUGUGGCUGUGGAUAUGUAUCACAGUAUGCGAAAGGAGGGAAUGGAAGGAGAUGGGGUUGUGAUGUUGGGACUGAUUCAGGCUUGUGCAAAUCUUGGAGAUGCAAAAUUGGGUCUUUCUAUUCAUGGGUAUAUGAUUCGGAGAGAUAUUUCUAUGGAUGUAGUAGUUCAAACUAGUCUUGUGGACAUGUACGCCAAGAAUGGACUGUUGGAGCUUGCUUCUCGCGUAUUUAGGAAAAUGUAUUACAGAAAUGUCAUUUCUUGGAGUGCUUUGAUUUCUGGCUAUGCUCAAAAUGGUUUUGCAGGGAAUGCUCUUGAAUUGUUGGUGGAGAUGCAAAGUUUUGGAUUGAAACCGGAUCUAGUGUCACUUGUGAGCGCACUUCUGGCCUGUUCUCAGGUUGGGUUUCUGAAAUUGGGUAGAUCAAUACAUGGAUAUAUUGUGAGAAGGCUUGAGUUUGAUCAAGUUUCAGGCACUGCAGUGAUUGAUAUGUACUCCAAAUGUGGAGCCCUCUCCGCUGCACGUGCACUCUUUGAUCGGAUAAGUUCUAGGGAUUCAAUCUCUUGGAAUGCAAUGAUUGCUAGCUAUGGAAUCCAUGGACAAGGAAAGGAAGCUCUCUCACUCUUUCUCCAGAUGUUAGAGACAGACUUAAAACCGGACCAUGUAACAUUUGCUUCUCUUCUGUCGGCUUUUAGUCAUUCUGGUCUUGUUGAAGAAGGUCAAUAUUGGUUUGAUGUCAUGCUUAGAGAAUUCAGGAUCCAACCAAGUGAAAAGCAUUAUGCUUGUAUGGUUGAUCUUUUAGCUCGUCGAGGAAAAGUAGAAGAAGCCCGUCAACUGGUAGAUUCCAUGACAAGUGAACCAGGGGUUGCUGUUUGGGUUGCACUCUUGUCAGGAAGCCUUAACCAUGGGAAGAAGUUGAUUGGAGAGUUGGCGGCAAAGAAGGUUCUUGAGUUAAAUCCUGAUGACCCGGGAAUUUAUGCUUUGGUUUCAAAUUUUUUUGCAACAGAGAGGAAGUGGAACGAAGUAGCCGAGGUCAGAAAGGUCAUGAGAAGAACUGGAAUGAAGAAAGUACCAGGAUACAGCGCAGUGGAAGUGAACAGGAACCUCCAUGCUUUUGUUAUGGAAGAUAAGAGCCACCCUCAAUAUGAAGAGAUUGCCAAAUUUCUGGAGAGGCUGGAACUUGAGAUGAGAGCUCUUGGUUAUACCCCACAGAAUGAAAUUAUGUUGCAGGAUCUUGAUGUAGAAGAAUAGAAUUGUGAAAGCAACACCAAAUAGUUGGGAAAGGCUUUGUUGAGUAGAUGUUGUAGAGGAAGUGCUAGCAAGCGUGUGUAAUCAAGGUGCAAGAAUUGCUAUUGCUUUUGGGCUCUCGAACACGGGCAGGAACCAAAUUACAAAUCACUAAGAACCUCAAUAUUUUGUGGGGACUACCAUUAAACAACUAAAUUAUAUCCAUAAUUGUGGAUAUUGAGAGUAGUGAUUGCUUCAGUUGACUCUGAUAUCUCCAGACUUGCUCUUGUGGUGACUACUGGUUAGUCAGACAUGCAAAAUUUUGCUUUUCUAUAUUGGGGAUUUCUUAGUUCAAAUGCCCAAGUCUUUAUCCCAGUGUUUACCACCUUUAAUGGAAGGAACGUCAUAACGUGUUGCUGAUAGAGCACGAGUGGUGGAAGCUGCAUCAAGAAGGAACAUCUUCUAAUCACCUGGCUAUAUCUAAUAGCAUUUGACUCAUUUGUGUCCUGACAUUCACUAAUGUCUUUGCCCUAUGACUUUGGAUCAGUUUCAUGCUUUACAAAACCUCAGCCGAGAUAAAAGGAGUUUUUUGUCAAAACCAAAUGCUUACUUGUUCCCCAUAACAACAACAGCUCAUUUUGAAAGUCUUUAGUAUAAAUUGCACAUGAAUAUGUUGAAAGAAACAGAGAGAUUUUUCAAGCCUGAAUGUGUUCUUAUAUGAUUCUCACAAACUACCAGAAUGUCCACCAGAUAGUGCUGCCAAUUUUUCCUUUUGUUUCCACUCAAGGUCCUAAUACCAUAGAGCAUCUUAUGAUCUUUUCCAGAAUCUGAUGGGUAUUGCUCUAAUGCAAUGGUCUAACGUUGAUCCUGCAUUUGAGGAACUUUUGAGUUGUCGUGUUCAAACAAGUACAGUGCAAUGCAAUGAACAUCUAGAGGAUGCAAAUUUAAAGGUUCCUUAAUCUACUACAGUAUAUAUUGUUGAUGAUCCCUGUACAGGACAAAGACUAAAUAGUUGUGACUUGUAUAAUAUCUCCACCACAGCAAGAAUAAAUAUAGAAUGGGUAACUUCGCAGACUCAGUAUCUAUUUAUUCUGGAUCCAUCUCAUUGCCAGCAGCAUUUGAUAGCGCCAAAAAAUAAUCGCUGCAAAGAUUAUUGACUGAUUUAGCAGGUUUGGAUAUCUUUUCCGAGGAAGAAUAUCAAAUUUUGAGCUUCUUCAUAAAGUCUUCUCUUCUCUAUCUCAAAGUCACGGAAUGAGCGGGUUAGGAUAUCUUCUGUUCUUGUCCUCAAAAGUCUUGGAAUGUGGCUAUGAUGUAUUAUGCGUUUUGAACUGGAAUUGUGUUACUUCCACAAAGUUGGACGGUGGUUUGGGGCUUAGGAAAUUGGUGGACAUUAAUCUUUCCUCUACCUGCGAACUUUCUUGGGAGUUCUUGAGAUCCGAGGACUGCCUUUGGGUUGCUUGGUUCAGAAGGAGAUAUUCUACCAACUACUGGGCUGCAAUGCCAUCAUCUUCUCAUUCAAUUAUUUGGAGAUCUAUGGUUGAAGUGUAUGUUAUCUUAUAGCAGAUGGUUGUGACACUAGGCUGUUCCUUGACUGUGAUGAGGACAACCGGAUUGGGAUGAUCAGGUCGGUCUGUUGGGAAUGCCGGAAGGGCCCCUUCAUCACUUUCACUUAAAGAAGCCAACUCUGUCGAGGAGUAGUUAUUUACAGCCCCUGGUGUCAAGGUCAGACGUUGUUGCAGAAGUUCUCUCCUAGAGAAUUGCAGAUUCCUAAAGAUGCAAUGGUUGCUGUUCUAUUCAGGAAUGGUCAGUGGAACUUUCCUUCACCAUCUUCACCUGCUAUUAGACAAUUCAAUAAUUUCCUUCUUUCUGUCCAGCUCAGACAGGGGACUGACUCUAUUUCUUGGAGAAGUGGUAGGUUCAGUUUUAAGGCUGCUUGGCAGGCAGUUCGAAAUCACAAACCUGAAGUUUAUUGGUAUUUCUUGUGUUGGAAUGGUUGUCGUCCAAGAGUUUCCUACAGUUGCUGUUUGAUUUCUAAUGAUAGGUUACCAUCACUGUUCAACCAAAGACUUAAGGGGAUCACUGCUGUUCGAGUUUGCCAUUUAUGUUUUGCUGAUGAAGAUUCUACAGACCAUCUCUUUGCUGCUUUAUGUUAUUGAAAUACAAUAGCAGUCAAAAUG
Cornus florida is the source of this 4093-nucleotide messenger RNA. Its product is annotated as putative pentatricopeptide repeat-containing protein At3g25060, mitochondrial. Gene Ontology annotation, molecular function: protein binding; RNA binding. Lineage: Eukaryota; Viridiplantae; Streptophyta; Magnoliopsida; Cornales; Cornaceae. The transcript has 2 exons. Gene Ontology annotation, biological process: RNA modification. The record is from RefSeq and is a predicted model, not a curated record. Bases 132 to 1940 code for a protein of 602 amino acids.